This is a messenger RNA of Cladophialophora bantiana CBS 173.52, 1059 nucleotides long. RefSeq lists its product as uncharacterized. Lineage: Eukaryota; Fungi; Ascomycota; Eurotiomycetes; Chaetothyriales; Herpotrichiellaceae. Gene Ontology annotation, molecular function: dioxygenase activity. The coding region runs from base 1 to 1059 and encodes 352 amino acids. The transcript has a single exon. The record is from RefSeq and is a predicted model, not a curated record.
AUGGGAUCUAUUGGGGCAGGCAACAGCGCCAUACAGCUGCCUGUCAUCAACAUAUCAAAUUUCACUGUUGAGGUUGGUAAGAAAGUAUUGGAGGCUGCUACUACAUUCGGCUUCCUCUACAUCGACACCAAUGGCACGGGCUUCAGCGAGAGCAUGGUGGAUCGCGAAUUUGCAUUUUCGCGCCAUUUUUUUGCCCUGCCUGAAGCAGAAAAAGAGCUUUGCCGGAUUGACAACACGAAUCGUGGCUGGACAGGAAUGCAUGGCGAGAUCCUCGACCCCAAGACACAGCGCAAAGGCGACUUCAAGCAGGCAUUUAACAUUGGGGAGUUCCUGGACGGAAAGCCACAACAGCCUAUGCCCAAGUUUCUCGAGAGCCAUAUUGAUAAGCUGGCCGAGUUUGAGAGGACGUGCAAGCAAGUCUGCGAUCGAGUCCUAGAUCUUCUGGGGCUGGGACUCGAAGUUGAAGAGCCCAACUUCUUCUCAUCACGGCACACUCAACCCAGUGGAUGUACUGUCCGCCUGCUACACUAUCCUGCCAUCCCCGCUGACGUGGACUAUGAACCGAAAGUCGAUGUCAGAGCUGGUGCCCACUCCGACUACGGGAGCAUCACCUUGCUGUUUCAGCGCCCGUCACAACCAGGCCUACAAAUCAGAACCCCAGAGGACACUUGGGCACCUGUUCCCGUUAUCCCUGACGGAUAUCACUCGACGACAUUCCCGCCUGUUCUCGUCAACAUUGCGGACUUGCUAUCAUACUGGACUAACGGAAUAUUAAAAAGCACGGUCCACCGAGUUAUCUUCCCCCAGGAUGCCAGAAGGGGAGGUGAGGAUCGGUACUCAAUAGCGUAUUUCUCACACCCCGGGGACGACGUCGAGUUGGCACCUGUGCCAAGCAAGCUGGUAGAGCAGUACAAGCUGGACGAAGACAAGGAGGUGGGAUAUGGAGGGGGAGCUACCAGCAAACGAGCAAUGACGGCGAAAGACCAUCUUUUGUCUCGUCUGAAUGCGACGUAUGGAUUCAGAGGGGCGCAGACCAAGGAGAUUGACAGCACUGCAUAG